CCUCCCGCCGCCGGUGCCGGGACCCGCCGCCCCGGUAUGAAGGUGCUCCGGCACAAGAUCGAGCUGCUGACAGGGCUGCUGCUGCAGGAGAUGACCAUGGCGGGGCUGCAUGAGCUGCGCUUCACCGAGGAGAAGCCGCUGCUGCGGGGCCAGGACGCCGAGCUGGAGAACUCGGAUGUCUUCCUCUCCACUGUGGACACAGACUGGCAGCGCUCGCAGGGGCUCAGCUCAUGCCUGGCUCCCGUCUUGGAACAUGACAUUGAGACCCCCUACGGGCUGCUGCACGUGGUCAUCCGGGGCUCGCCCAAGGGGAAUCGCCCGGCCAUCCUGACGUACCAUGAUGUGGGCCUCAACCACAAACUUUGCUUCAACACCUUCUUCAACUACGAGGACAUGCAGGAGAUCACGAAGCACUUUGUGGUGUGCCAUGUGGAUGCGCCAGGCCAGCAGGCAGGAGCCUCGCAGUUCCCUCAGGGGUACCAGUACCCAUCCAUGGACCAGUUGGCUGCCAUGUUACCCAGCGUGGUGCAGCAUUUCGGGUUCAAGUACGUGAUCGGGAUCGGUGUUGGGGCAGGAGCCUACGUGCUGGCCAAGUUUGCGCUCAUCUUCCCCGACCUGGUCGAAGGACUGGUCCUCAUGAACAUCGACCCCAACGGCAAAGGCUGGAUUGACUGGGCAGCCGCCAAGCUCUCUGGCCUCACCAGCACGCUGCCGGACACCGUUCUGUCCCACUUGUUCAGCCAGGAAGAGCUCGUGAACAACACGGAGCUGGUGCAGAGUUACCGGCAGCAGAUCGGCAGCGUGGUGAACCAGUUCAACCUCCAGCUCUUCCUCAACAUGUACAACAGCCGCAGGGACCUGGACAUCAACCGGCCUGGGACUGUGCCCAAUGCCAAGACGCUGCGCUGCCCUGUGAUGCUGGUGGUUGGAGACAACGCGCCUGCUGAAGAGGGGGUGGUGGAGUGUAACUCCAAGCUGGAUCCCACCAACACCACCUUCCUGAAGAUGGCUGACUCCGGUGGGCUGCCCCAGGUCACACAGCCCGGCAAGCUGACCGAAGCCUUCAAGUACUUCCUGCAAGGCAUGGGCUACAUCGCCCACCUGAAGGAUCGGAGGCUGAGUGGAGGCACAGUGCCAUCCGCCAGCAUGACCCGCCUGGCACGCUCCCGCACGGCCUCCCUCACCAGCGCCAGCUCGGUGGAAGGCUCCCGCCCACGUGCCUGCACCCACUCGGAGAGCACGGAGGCCAUGGGGCAGAUCAACCACACCAUGGAGGUAUCGUGCUGAGGUCCACACCCACCGCCGACAUCUCCAGAACCAUCUCCCAUCCGUCAGCAUCCCGCCAGCACCCACUGCCCUGUGGACAUCCUCCACCAGGGCCUUUGCUUCUUCGGGGUCGAUUUGUCUUCUUUGCCGUUGGCCUCAUCCCUGUGUCUGGUACCGGAGAAGGAGAGCGUCUUCGCUUCGCUGCCUUCCGGCUCCGGCUCCUGGCUUCACCCAGCAGUCACACAUGGUUCUGCAUCGGUCCUCACCCUCCCUAGCAUCGGCUUGGCCCUGGCUCGGGAGUGUGGGUGGCAGGGGAACGUGGCCAGAAUGGGGGAGCAAGGGCAGGGUGGUGAGAUGGGGACAGGAUGGUGGGAUGGGGCAGGACAGCAGGCUGUGGGCAGGACAGCAGGACGUGGAGAGGACACAGGAGGUAGGUUGCCCCCCAAGGUCAACUGACGGCUGGCCAAGCCAGCAGGAAGACAGGGACAGGGAGCGGUGCUCACUGGGAGGUCACUGGACCCUCCCUGGGGAUGCAGCUCCCAUUUCUCCCCGCCAGCCCUCCCUGGGGAGAGCUAGCACGGGAUCGCCCAGCACACCCAGGACCUGCUGCCCCAGAACUGGCUGAGCAUUGUGAGAAAUCGCACCCCAAACAGUCCCCUCACCCUGGUCAUGUACCCUGAGGGCUUCCCUGGGGCAGAGGGAGAGGGCUCAGCCCUGCUUCAAAAGCUGUCGGGGCAGGAGGGUGGCAUGGGAGUCCCCCUGCCUCUGCCCAUGCCCUCACCCGUGGUGGCACUUCCUUGGUCCCUUGUUGCAAGAAGGACGAUAACCACCUGCCACCAAAAAUGCACUGGCGGCGGCGGGAAGGGGCACUUGUGUGCCCAGGCUUGUUCCAUCCCUGCCGCACCGGCAAUUCCACUCCCAGCUCUUGGGCUGAGGCCGCCAGGGCGCAGAGGCCACCGGGCUGGGGAUGUGGCGUGGCAAAUCCCCCCUCCGGUUUCGCCACAGCCUGUGGGUGUCACCGCGGUGGAGUCAUUAGCAAUAAGAUGAGACACUGCCCCGCCGCCGCGCAAUGCUGCAGAGCCCUCAGCACCCUCUGCCCCGUGGAGUGCAUCACCGCAAGGUGCUGGCAGUGUGGAGUGACCCAUGGGAUGUGGGGAGCACCCCAGUGUCUGGCUUUGCCCACAGGGUGGCUUUGCCCAGGGAGCUGGCCAGACCCACCAUGGCCCCCCGGAUCCGCACCCCUCACCCCCAGCAUCUUGCCUGCGCACUGAGCGGGGCGUCUCUCAAGGGCUUGGCUCCCCCCGAGCCAUGGGGCCCCACCUGGCCACCGGCUCCGGGUGGAUCCAGCCCCUCGCGCUUGGUAUGGAGAGCCGUGUCAUCGCGUAACCCCACCGUCGGCCACCCAGCCUCUGCUGCCGCCCCUGGCCCACCCCGCAGGCAGCAGAGCCCAGUUCCUCCUGCACCCGGGGUAAGAGAGCCCCCGGCUAUGGCGAUGGGUGCUCAGGUCUUUGCGGGUGGUCCGUGGGGGACCCGAGCAGGAACUUGUAGGGGACCCACUGAGUGCCACCAUCUGGGUAAGCAGAGCCAGCCCGCUGGGAGCAGGUCCCACCCAGCCCCCCAAAAGCACUCCCCGCCCCCAGACCCCAUCCCCACUUCCCAGCGAGGGACACAGGGGUCCCGGGGCUCCCAGCGGGUGUACGAGGGCUUUUGGCCCUGAGACCCGUGCCCCGCCCAGCCCCUCCCAGAUUGAAUGGCCACCCCAAAACACCAGUGUCCCCAUUUGUCCCCCACUUUGUUCUGCCGUCUGCUUCCUUCUCCGUGUGACUCUGAAAGCUACGUAGCUCCUUUUUACUGUAGAUACCGCUGCGAUCUCUCCUUUUCUCAGCGUGUCCUUCCAGAUGAUAUAUAUAAAAAAUACCUAUACAUAAUAUAUAUGAGGGUUUGUCCGGUCCCGGACCUUUUUGGGUUCACUCCCCCUUGCAUUCUCGUCCAAGCGGUGCCACAUGGUUCCCCUGGAGGUGGUCCGGCCGUGCUCGCCUUCGGUUCCUCACCUUGGUUUUGUCGGUGAGUUUGGUUUUCCCUGGUGGUUUGUUCUUUUGAUUUUUGUUGGUUUUCCUUUUUCCCCGGUCACAGCGGAAUUUAACGCGUUUUCCUGUCUGAGCGCAACCUGGUUUUGUCACGGCGGCGUCAAGGCCGCAGCACUCAUGAGACGGCAAUAUGUAAACCGGAUUUAACUAACCUGUUGCUGUAGAGAGGAUUUACUGUGUUGGAAAAAACCAACAAACUAAUAAAGAUGUUAAGAACCUGC
Gavia stellata (red-throated loon) is the source of this 3574-nucleotide messenger RNA. RefSeq names its product NDRG family member 4 (gene NDRG4). The coding region runs from base 37 to 1287 and encodes 416 amino acids. NCBI's taxonomy places the organism in Eukaryota, Metazoa, Chordata, Aves, Gaviiformes, Gaviidae. Gene Ontology annotation, biological process: positive regulation of ERK1 and ERK2 cascade; brain development; signal transduction. Gene Ontology annotation, cellular component: cytoplasm. The transcript is spliced from 18 exons. The record is from RefSeq and is a predicted model, not a curated record.